This is a messenger RNA of Amborella trichopoda, 3563 nucleotides long. Its product is annotated as pre-mRNA-splicing factor ATP-dependent RNA helicase DEAH1. NCBI's taxonomy places the organism in Eukaryota, Viridiplantae, Streptophyta, Magnoliopsida, Amborellales, Amborellaceae. Gene Ontology annotation, cellular component: intracellular anatomical structure; catalytic step 2 spliceosome. The record is from RefSeq and is a predicted model, not a curated record. Gene Ontology annotation, molecular function: RNA binding; ATP hydrolysis activity; helicase activity.
CUCUGAUCCUUCCUAUUGAGCUCUGAUCUGUGUUCUUCAACUUUCUCGAGGUAUUUGCGUGCCCCCGACUGCCUUAACCACAGAGAAGAGACCAUCUUGCGCCUUCUCUUUGCGCCUACGAGCCUCAUCACAAAGGUACUUAAAUUGAAUAGUAGAUUAUACAUCACUAGCUUUUUCUCGAAAUCAUGGGACACGAAGAUAAUUUGAGGACUUGGGUUUCUGACAAAUUGUACUCAGUUUUGGGCUACUCCCAACCAGCAGUGGUCUCUUUUAUCAUCGGAUUGGCCAAGAAAGCUUCUUCACCAGCUGAUGCUGCCUCCAAGCUUAAAGAAUUCGGGUUUCCUGCAUCUGCCGAAACCCAUGAAUUUGCAAAAGAAAUUUAUAUGAAAGUACCACACAAGGCAGCGGGUUUGAAUAGUUAUCAAAAAGCAGAGAAAGAAGCUGCUAUGUUGGUCAAGAAGCAGCAGGAGUAUGCACUUCUAGAUGCUGAUGAUGAAGAUGACCCAGAACCACCUCUUCCGGUGGCACCCAAGUCAAGACAGAAGCAGAUUAGGAAGAAAAGACAGAUUGAAGACGACGAUGAUGAUGAUGAGGACAUUCUUCAAAAUACCAAGGAGAGACGUGUUAAGAAGCACACCACUGAAGGAGAAAGUGAAGAUGACUCCUCUGAGUCUGAGGAAUCAAGGAGAAUUGAUCAGCAAGAGCGUGCAAAAUUAGAGAAAAGGCUAAGAGAAAAAGAUGCAGCACGGACACGUAAGACUACGGAGCCAACAUUAUCGAGGAAAGAGCAAGAGGAGGCGAUUCGGAGAGCUAAAGCUUUGGAGCAGAAUGAUCUUGCAACUUUAAGACAAGUUUCCAGACAGGAAUAUCUGAAGAAAAGGGAACAGAAGAAACUGGAGGAGUUGAGGGAUGAUAUUGAAGAUGAGCAGUAUCUCUUUGAGGGAGUAAAACUGACAGAGGAUGAGCUUCGUGAGUUGAGAUAUAAGAAAGAGGUAUACGAGCUAGCCAAAAAACGGGCAGAUGAUGUGGAUGAUAUUACUGAGUACAGAAUGCCUGAUGCCUAUGACCAGGAAGGAGGUGUCAGUCAGGACAAAAGAUUUGCAGUAGCCAUCCAGCGUUACAGGGAUCCUGGGGCUGAGGAAAAAAUGAACCCAUUUGCAGAACAGGAGGCAUGGGAGAAGCACCAAAUUGGGAAGGCAACUAUGAAGUUUGGAUCACUGAACCAAAAGCAAGCAGCUGAAGACUAUCAGUAUGUCUUUGAGGAUCAAAUUGAAUUUAUCAAGGCUUCUGUGAUAGAUGGGACAAAGUAUGAAGAAGGUAUGUCUCCAGAGGAGACUGAAAAAUUAGCUGCAAAAACAAUGCUAGAAAAACUUCAGGAUGAGAGAAAGACACUACCCAUAUAUCCCUAUCGCGAGGAGUUGCUCCAAGCUGUUCAGGACCAUCAGGUUCUGGUAAUAGUCGGAGAAACUGGUUCUGGGAAGACUACUCAGAUACCCCAGUAUCUUCAUGAAGCUGGUUACACAAAGCGAGGAAAGAUUGGAUGCACCCAGCCCCGUCGUGUUGCAGCCAUGAGUGUUGCUGCACGUGUUGCUCAAGAGAUGGGUGUUAAACUUGGUCAUGAGGUUGGCUAUUCUAUACGAUUUGAAGAUUGCACUUCAGACAAAACCAUUUUAAAGUACAUGACAGAUGGAAUGUUGAUGCGAGAAUUCCUUGGGGAACCGGACUUGGCAAGCUAUAGUGUCAUUAUGGUGGAUGAGGCACACGAGAGGACAUUGUCAACAGAUAUAUUAUUUGGUUUAGUAAAGGACAUUACUCGAUUUCGGCCUGAUAUCAAGCUGCUCAUAUCGAGCGCCACACUCGAUGCUGAAAAGUUCAGUGAUUACUUUGAUUCAGCACCAAUCUUUAAAAUCCCUGGUCGCCGUUUUCCUGUUGACAUUCACUACACAAAAUCACCAGAAGCAGACUACCUAGAAGCUUCAAUUGUCACGGUGCUCCAAAUUCAUGUAACCCAACCACCUGGUGAUGUUCUUGUGUUCCUCACAGGGCAGGAAGAAAUCGAAGCAGCAGAAGAGAUUCUAAAGCAUAGAACAAGGGGCUUAGGAACAAGAAUUGCUGAACUUAUUAUAUGCCCAAUAUAUGCCAACUUACCUACUGACCUCCAAGCCAAGAUCUUUGAACCCACACCAGAAGGGGCUCGCAAAGUUGUCUUGGCUACCAACAUAGCAGAAACCUCUCUCACAAUUGAUGGUAUUAAAUAUGUCAUUGAUCCAGGGUUUUGCAAGAUGAAAUCCUAUAACCCAAGAACUGGAAUGGAGUCUUUGCUUAUUACCCCAAUUUCAAAGGCAUCUGCACUACAAAGAGCCGGUAGAUCAGGAAGGACUGGCCCUGGAAAAUGCUUCCGCUUAUAUACUGCUUACAGUUAUCAGAAUGAGUUGGAGGAUAACACAAUACCAGAGAUACAAAGAACUAACUUGGCCAAUGUGGUCCUAACACUUAAGAGCUUGGGUAUUAAUGACCUGGUUAAUUUUGAUUUCAUGGAUUCCCCACCUUCUGAGGCAUUAAUCAAGGCUCUUGAGCAGCUGUUUGCCCUAAACGCACUUAAUAAAAGGGGAGAGUUGACAAAGUUGGGGAGAAGGAUGGCAGAGUUUCCUCUUGAUCCCAUGCUUUCAAAGAUGAUAAUUGCUUCUGACAAGUAUAAAUGCUCUGAGGAGGUCAUUACAAUCGCUGCUAUGUUAUCGGUUGGGAAUUCGAUCUUUUAUCGACCAAAGGAUAAGCAAGUGCAUGCUGAUAAUGCAAGGAUGAAUUUCCAUACAGGCAAUGUUGGGGACCAUAUAGCAUUGCUCAAGGUGUACAAUUCCUGGAAAGAAACCAACUAUUCCACCCAAUGGUGCUAUGAGAAUUAUAUACAGGUGCGAAGUAUGAAACGUGCGCGAGAUAUCAGAGACCAGUUGGAGGCUCUUCUGGAGCGAGUGGAGAUAGAACCUUCAACAAAUGAAAAUGAUCAUGAGUCGAUAAGGAAAGCUAUAACAGCAGGAUAUUUUCACAAUUCAGCCCGGCUACAGAAGAAUGGGUCAUAUCGCACAGUUAAAAACCCACAAAAUGUGCACAUCCACCCUAGUUCUGGUCUUGCAGAGGCACUUCCUAGAUGGGUUGUCUAUUAUGAGCUGGUGAUGACAACAAAAGAAUAUAUGCGCCAGGUAAUUGAGUUGAAGCCCGAGUGGUUGGUUGAGAUUGCUCCACACUACUAUCAGUUAAAAGACGUUGAGGAUUCUGGAUCACGAAAGAUGCCACGGGGACAAGGUCGUGCUACAAUGGAUUAACCUGAUUGCCUUGUUGUACCUCUGUAUUUUUUUUUCCUUUUGCCUCUUUGUAUCUGUCAUGGCAAAUAUUUUAUUUUAUUCUCUUUGUAUUUGUUAUGGCCAGUGGAGAAGAUGUGUGGCCAUUCCAUGUUACUUGAAACUGUACAUAAAAGCAUUGCUGUUGAAAUUUUGAAUAUUUUUACCCUCUUCAAAAAGGGCCAAGGAAGAAAGAAGAGUGUGAAAUAGAAGGGAAUUUUGUAACUG